AUGUCUGACGAUUUUAUACCCUUAAACCAAAGUACACCUGUACAUGGAAAAUGGCAAAGAAGAAAUCAAAACCAAAGGCAGUAUAAUAAUCGUUACCAACAUAUUGGACCACGGAGAAGUUUUUAUAAUCAAAAUAGAUGGAGUAAUAAUUCUAUGAGAAAUAGUAGCUUUGGGACUGACUCCAACUGUAGCUAUGGUCAAGAUACUAAUCAAAGUAGCAUUGAUGCAUAUCUUCAUCCAUCCAUGCUUGAAGACCCAUGGGAAAAGUUGAGGCAGAGAAACAAUUCAAAUUAA
This is a messenger RNA of Diatraea saccharalis (sugarcane borer), 294 nucleotides long. NCBI's taxonomy places the organism in Eukaryota, Metazoa, Arthropoda, Insecta, Lepidoptera, Crambidae. The record is from the annotation of a GenBank genome assembly.